CCGCCAGAGCGCGUGCCUGCACCCAGCAACAGCUGACAGGCAGGGUGCGAGCGAGUGUUGCCUCCUCAAUCAGGUGAUAGCGCCACCGACGAGCGGCCACUGCCGUGCGGCAGACGGCCGCUUGCACGCGGGCGCUGGGCUGGGCAUACAUGUGGGGAGCCAUCGCAGGCAUUGCAGCCGCCUCUGUAGCCCUCGCCAUCCUCCAUCAGACUCUGGAGGCGACCGGAAGGGGCUCUGAAAAGCCGCAGAAGCCGUCGCAGCUGGCGCCCCCAGGCCCAGACUUCAAAAAGCAGCCAGACGGCAAGUGGACCGCCCCGCUCUGGGAGUCUGCCUCCGCCAAGGAAGCCCUGGCCAAGGCGCGGCGCGUGCUGCGCAAGAAGUGAGCCCCGGCAAGCAGCGGCGGGCGAAUGAUGCCGAUGGCGGCGGCGGCAGCUGCUGCCACCGCGGGCGUCGGGCCCCGCGCCGCCAGCAGAGGCAGGGCACCUGCCGCCGGCACAUCAUGGCAGGUGCCUGCCCAGCGCCGCCGGCGCGAGCCGCCGGCCGCCAGCCGCCAGCCGCCACCCCAGCCCGGCCGGCGGCAGCAGGGGCAGCAGGGGCAGGCGGCGGCCCCGCGGCGCUGCUGUCCAUGCAGGAGCGCCGGCAGCAGCAGCGGCGACCAGGGCAGCGGCAGCAGCCGGGAUGAGGAGCGGGGCGGGGAGCCGCAGGUGGACCAGUCGAUACGGGUCAAGUGCAUGCUGGCAGAGGGCUCCGGCAGGCUGGACCUGUCGGACUGCGAGCUCCAGGGCGUGCCGCCAGCCGCCUUCGACCUGCCCGAGCUGGAAGAGCUGUCGCUUGCCGGCAACCAGCUGCCCGAGCUGCCCGCCGACAUCAGCCGCCUGGCCAGCCUGUCUCGGCUGCAGCUGGCGGGCAACCAGCUGGCGGCGCUGCCUGCCGGCAUCUGCGCCCUCACCGCCCUGCGCGGCCUCUGGCUGCACGGCAACCUGCUGCGAGAGCUGCCCGCGGAGCUCGGGCGGCUGUCGGCGUUGACGCAGCUGUCGCUGAGCGGCAACCGCCUGGAGGCGCUGCCAGACGGCCUGUCGGGGCUGGUGGCGCUGCAGGAGCUGAGCUGCGCGGGCAACCAGCUGGCGGCGCUGCCCAGCAGCAUCGGGCGCCUGGCCAGCCUGCAGAAGCUGAGCCUGCACGGCAACCAGCUGCGGGAGCUGCCGUCCCACAUCGGCGGCCUGACCAGCCUGCAGGAGCUGAGCCUGCAGGGCAACCCGGGGCUUGCCUUCCUGCCUGACGCGCUGGGCACGCUGCCCGCGCUGCGCGACCUGUGCGCCGCCGACUGCGGCCUGGCGGCGGUGCCCUCCUCGCUGCGCGCCGCCCCCGUGCUCCACUCGCUGUCGCUCUACGGCAACUGCCUGCACGAGUUCCCAGCAGCGGUGCUGCAGGCGCCCAGCCUGCGCACGCUGUGGCUGGAGGGCAACCCGCUGACGCCCGAGGCCGUGGCCGGCCUGCUGUCCGCCCUGCCCGCCUCGGGGCUGACCGCGCUGGGGCUGGACGAGCGGCAGGC
Molecule: messenger RNA, 1552 nt
Organism: Chlorella variabilis
Lineage: Eukaryota; Viridiplantae; Chlorophyta; Trebouxiophyceae; Chlorellales; Chlorellaceae
Exons: 6
Molecular function (GO): protein binding
Source: RefSeq, a predicted model, not a curated record